AUGACUGUAUCACUUAUUCAAUAUAUUUACAAAAAUAAUACACUUAAUUUGGGUCAACUUAUUAACUAUUUACAAAAAUUGAAUCGUCCAGAUCUAAUCGCUUUAAUACAACAACAACAAACAGUAAACAAAUUGAAAAAUACUAGCGGUUAUUCAAGUGAAGAGAAUAAGAGUAAAACGAAGUCAAUGAAAUCCACGAAAGAGAAUUUUUCAAUUGAAAACUAA
Messenger RNA from Trichobilharzia szidati, 225 nucleotides. NCBI's taxonomy places the organism in Eukaryota, Metazoa, Platyhelminthes, Trematoda, Strigeidida, Schistosomatidae. The record is from the annotation of a GenBank genome assembly.